AUGGCAGACACUCUCUCGCGCGUCCCCCUCCUCUCCCGCGACGACGCAGAGCAGGCAGACCUCUCCCUCAGCGCACUCGCCCAUGCCUAUGGCGCACUCAAGGCAGGCAAGAUGCCCACCAGCGACCAGCUCGUCCGCGGAAUCCGCAAGAUCCUCGCAUCGUCACUCUUGCAGCCAGAGAUCGGUGGAAUGGCAGCGAAGAAGGUCGGAGGAGGCAAGUUGAGCAGGAAGGGCAGGGACGUCGUCGUCAACGAGCGCAGGGUCCUCGAGGCCAUCGCCAGGCUCGUCCUCGAGAAGAACGACGACGACAAGAUCCAGCGCUUCAUCUGGGAGGCCCGCAACGCCGACAUCGACGUCGACGUCGACGCAGACGUCAAGCUCGAAGUGCCCAAGCCGCCCGUCCCCUCCGCGAGCGAGUUGAAGGAGGCCGGCAAGUCGCUCCACGAACUCCUCUCGCUCCUCCUCACCUCGAACGAGCUCCGCAACCUCCUCGCCGACUCGCUCAACCUCUUCCGCGACCUCUUUGCCGACGCCGCCGAAGAGUUUGCCGAGGGAACGAUCGCUGCGACCCGCGCGAGCAAGAAGGCUGCGAAGCAGGUCCGCCCGAGCGACGAGCAGAAGGAGCGCCACGAGACGGGCCUCGUCAAGGACGACGACCACUGGGAGGACGUCAUCGCUCGCGGACAGGACAUCAGGAAGAGCAUCAAGCGCGGCGCCGAGGACAAGCGCGACGAGCUCCUCAAGAAGGGCGUCAAGAAGGGCCGUGCGCUCAAGGAGUACGCCGAGGAGAAGCUCCCGACCGACGUCAAGGACGCCGUCAUCGAGCGCUGGAGGGCCAUCGUCAACGAGAUCCAGAGCAAGCCCGAGUACCAGGACGCGGUCAACACCCUCUCGGACUUGACGCGCAAGUACUUCGACCUCGCAAAGGAUGAGCUCCAGCACGCAGCGGAAGCCUCGACGGCCAAGCUCAAGAACGUCGACGCCGAGGCCAACGAAGAAGCCAAGGACGCCGUCUCCCUCUUGCGCCAGAUCAUCGAGAGCUUUACCGGCAACUUGGACCCCGCUCUCCGCGCGACCGACGCGCUGUACAAUGACCUCAAGAACGACGAGAGGAUCCAGCAGGUUUGGAAGGAGUUUGAGGUCCUUGUUGACCGCUCGAUCAACGACCCCGGCUACCUCACGAGCCAGAAGGCCAGCCGCCGCUUCGAGGCGAUCUACGACCGCUCCCGCGCGAUCGUCGACAGCAACGCCGACUGGAAGCGCGACGCGAACGCCUUCAUCUCGGAAGUCCAGAAGCUCCUCGACAACGCCGCCAACGACCGCGCGCUCAUCGCCCUCGGCGACGCCUUCGAAGACCUCGGCGACUCGAUCGCCGUCUUCGCCAAGACCGGAUACAACCUCGUCGGGAUUGACGGCGGAGCGCUCUGGCAGGAUAUCUCGACCGUGUUCUUGCCGCGUCUCCUCGGCGCAGUCCAGAUGGUCCCCCUCCCUCGCGUCGAAUUCUCGAGCGAGGACGUCGACCUCAUCGUCGACAACAUCAAGUUCGAGGCCGCCUCGUUCAUCCCCGACGCCGCGCGCUUCAAGUCGAACGUCGAGUUCGAGACGAAGAAGGGCUACGCGGCUUACGCCUCCGAGUUCUCGGCCAAGACGACGCUUGCGUUCGCUGGUCUCCGCAUGAAGGCCACCAACAUCUCGUACUACAUCUCGAUCAAGCGCCACUGGCUCGGUCUCGAAGACAGCGGUCUCCUCGACAUCUACAUCGGCAACCCCGACGACCCCAAGGCCGACGACGGACUCGAUGCGACGCUCACUGUCUCGAACGCGACCGAGGAGGACCGCGAGUCGUUCUUCAAGCUCGAGAAGGUCGACGUCUCGCUCGAGAACUUCAACAUCGGCAUCAGGCAGUCGAGCCACCCGAUCCGUAACUGGUUCGCGCGUGGAGCUGUCAGGGCGUUCAUGGAGGUCAAGGUCAAGGAGGUUCUCGAGGAGCAGAUCGCGGUCGCCUUCAAGGAGAUGGACCGCCAGUUCUUCCUCCUCCAAGUCAAGUCCGCCGGCGCAGCGGGUGCCGCUUCGGACCCUCUCGCCUACAUCCGCGGUAUCCUCAACACCUCGGGCUCGUCCUCCUCACUCGUCGACGAGGUGACCAACACGGGAAUCCGCAAGGUCGGACCGCACGGCGAGUGGGUCCUCCAAGUCGGUAUCGAGGACGAGUUGUUGCCUGGCAAGCGCACCGCCUUGCAGCGCAAGGGCGAGGACAUCACUUCCCGCAAGCACUCGGUCGAGCGUCUCCUCGAGGAGGGUCGCGCGGAGCUUAUCGGUGCUGCGCGCGAGGCGGGCGCGAGCGUGGACAACGUCGAGCAGGUUGGAUACGAGGUCGAGGCGAGUGUGGGAGAGGCGGUUGACGAGGAGUCGAGGAAGGCGAGGAAGAUUGCCAAGAGGCGCCAGAGGGAGGAGGCGAGGCGCGAGGGAUGGAAGAGCGAGGCGUUCGACUUGGUUGUUUGA
Rhodotorula toruloides NP11 is the source of this 2502-nucleotide messenger RNA. RefSeq lists its product as uncharacterized. The transcript has 8 exons. Lineage: Eukaryota; Fungi; Basidiomycota; Microbotryomycetes; Sporidiobolales; Sporidiobolaceae. The coding region runs from base 1 to 2502 and encodes 833 amino acids. The record is from RefSeq and is a predicted model, not a curated record.